AUGUUUGAACAAAUAUUCUUACUGAGGAAUAUUCAUACGAAAGAUCAGAUAAUGGCUAAAGAAAUGCACGAUAAAUUGAUAGAAUUUGCAGUUAGUAAUGAAUUAGAUCAGAACGAAAUGACAAAAACUGCACUAGACUCUAAUUUGGGUGAAAACAUUCCAACUGAUA
Messenger RNA from Racocetra persica, 169 nucleotides. Lineage: Eukaryota; Fungi; Glomeromycota; Glomeromycetes; Diversisporales; Gigasporaceae. The record is from the annotation of a GenBank genome assembly.